Molecule: messenger RNA, 1851 nt
Organism: Zingiber officinale
Lineage: Eukaryota; Viridiplantae; Streptophyta; Magnoliopsida; Zingiberales; Zingiberaceae
Product: probable folate-biopterin transporter 6
Exons: 4
Coding region: 95-1744 (549 amino acids)
Source: RefSeq, a predicted model, not a curated record
GCAUGUUCUUACCACAAAUCCUAGUUUUUACACGCCUUCUCCUCUCUGCCAGCUUCGAAUGCAUUAAACAACCACCAAGUUGCUUUGAAUUCACAUGCGAAGUCGUCACAAAUCUCCACCAAUUCGUCGACGGACGCUAAAUCCCAAGUCAACAUCUCUUGCCACUUCAUGUGAGUUCGUCAUCAUUCCCAAUUCAGCCCCAAUGGAUUCGGAGACGCAGGACCUAGUGGAGAAGACGCCGGCGGCGACGAAGGCAGAAGGGUUGAAGUGCGGCGAUGGUGGUGCCGGGGCUCUGUCCAGGAUGGUGGUGGAGCCGGCGGAGUGGAUCCGGAUGCUGUGCCGGGAGCUGAACGGCAGCUUCGUGUUCGGGGUGGUGGUGGUGUACGGCCUCAGUCAGGGCUUCGCUAGCUCCUUCUUCCGCGUGGUGUCUGAUUACUACUGGAAGGACGUGCAGAGGGUUCAGCCGUCGGCGGUGCAGUUCUUCAUUGGCCUCUACUACCUCCCCUGGAUCAUGAAGCCCGUCUGGGGCCUCCUCACCGACGUCGUUCCCGUCCGUGGUUAUCGCCGCCGCCCCUACUUUAUCGCCGCGGGCGUUCUCGGAGUGGCGGCGACGUUCGUGGUGGCGACGUUCGAGCGGCUGGCGGUGGCGGCUGCGCUGCUGUGCCUGGUGGGGAUGAUGGCGGGGGUGGCGAUUGCGGAUGUGACCAUCGACGCGUGCAUCGCGAGGAACAGCAUCGAGCGGCCGGGGCUGGCAGCGGACAUGCAGAGUCUGUGCGGGUUCGUGUCCUCGGCGGGGGCGCUCGUCGGGUUCUCCACCAGCGGCGUCUUCGUCCACCUCCUCGGAGCUCAGGGAGCGCUGGGGCUGAUGGCGUUGCCGGCGACGCUGCUGAUCAUUCUCGGAUUCGUCAUCUACGAACACAAGAACGCCCACCUCUCAGCGAAGCCAAAGGUAUGGGAGACGGGGAAGGAAGCAAUCGGAGGAAUGGCGAGAACGAUCCAAUUUCCAACGGUUUGGAAGCCGUCGCUUUACAUGUUCUUGAGUCUGGCGCUCAGCAUCAGCACCCAUGAAGGCCAAUUCUAUUGGUACACCGAUCGCCGUGCAGGACCAGCCUUUUCCCAGGAGUUCGUGGGGGUGAUCUACGCGAUCGGGGCGACGGCGUCGAUGGUCGGCGUCCUCAUCUACCACAAGCUGCUGAAGCACCUCCCCUUCCGGCGCCUCAUCUUCUUCGCGCAGCUCCUCUACGGCUUCUCCGGCAUGCUCGACCUCGCCUUCGUCCUCCGCUGGAACCUCAAACUCCGCCUCCCCGACGCCGCCUUCGUGGUCCUCGAGGAGUGCGUCUCCCGCGUCAUCAGCCGCCUCCGGUGGAUGCCGAUGAUGGUGCUCAGCACCCGCCUCUGCCCCCGCGGCAUCGAGGGCACCUUCUUCGCCCUCCUCAUGUGCAUCGACAGCCUAGGCACCCUCACCUCCAAGACCGCCGGCGGCCUCCUCCUCCACUUCUUCUCCGUCACCCGCACCGACUUCCGCCGCCUCUGGCUCGUCCUCCUCCUCCGCAACCUCCUGCGGAUCGCCACUCUGGGGCUCAUCUUUCUCGUGCCCAGCGCCGACCCGAACGACCCGCUGCUGCCGCCGGAGCUCAUGCUGCCUUCGGAUGCCCCUCCUCACAAUUCCGGCGGCGCAGCGGAGGAGGCCUUGCAGUUGGCGGAGCUCACCGAUGACACUGAUACCGGCGGCGAAAAAGUGUGAUCGAUCGAGUAGCGAUCAAACAACACAUUUAGUUAUUUUUUUUCCAAUCAAUUAUGAAAUUUGUUAAUUCAUAUCAAAUGGAAAUAAACGGCAUUUUUUUCCUCUAA